This is a messenger RNA of Neurospora tetraspora, 441 nucleotides long. RefSeq lists its product as uncharacterized. The coding region runs from base 1 to 441 and encodes 146 amino acids. Lineage: Eukaryota; Fungi; Ascomycota; Sordariomycetes; Sordariales; Sordariaceae. The transcript has a single exon. The record is from RefSeq and is a predicted model, not a curated record.
AUGGGGUUUGAACUGUUUGCUUGUCCGACAUGCCUUUUGCUUUCUUGGUAUGUCUCUCCGUCUUCCAUCACUCGUUAUCUCUUAUCGUUUAUCACUUAUACAGAUAACGCACCGCAGCUGCUCGGCAGCUGUCUUGAGCUGCCAGGGCUGCCAGGGACCGCCAAGGCCAGAACCUCAACGAACGCCAAGCCCUGUUCACCGCCCGUGGGGUCAGGCUGGCCCAGCGGCGAACUGCCCCACCAUUUCCGCCCGCCAAUCGUCCCCGAUGCCCAUCCACGCGGCGGUCCUGAACUAGGUUGCCAAGCAAGCAACUGCAGUGGGAAGUGUCCGUUUCAAUCCACCAAGAGCACCGAGUGGCCACCGACCGAUGACCGAAGCCCACCACUGACUGAGCAACAACCGCCAACUGCAACUGCAACUGGAAAGAUUAACAACCUCUGA